Colletotrichum costaricense is the source of this 309-nucleotide messenger RNA. RefSeq lists its product as uncharacterized. The coding region runs from base 1 to 309 and encodes 102 amino acids. The transcript has a single exon. Lineage: Eukaryota; Fungi; Ascomycota; Sordariomycetes; Glomerellales; Glomerellaceae. The record is from RefSeq and is a predicted model, not a curated record.
AUGGCCUCGUGGCCAUUGAUUCGGCUAUCAGUCGAGCAGGACCCGCGCGCCCACGGCGGCAACGAGGACGGACAGUCUGUGACAUGCCAAAAUGGGUCGGCUGUAAUGCGCAUGGCCACCCAUUUCCGUUCGUUCUACUGCGUAGGUGGGAUGGGUGCAAAUAGUUCCACCCGAUCGUGGACCGAGGGACCGAAAAUAAUCAAACAACCCCUAGGCAAAGGACCAGAAGCGGCGUGGCCGUCCAGGAAGUCGGGAAGCAAAAAUGCGCGUCCAGCAGAGGUGCAGCGCAGCAGUGCCGGAUUCCCAUGA